Syngnathus typhle (broad-nosed pipefish) is the source of this 1949-nucleotide messenger RNA. RefSeq names its product homeobox protein Mix.1-like. The transcript is spliced from 9 exons. Lineage: Eukaryota; Metazoa; Chordata; Actinopteri; Syngnathiformes; Syngnathidae. The record is from RefSeq and is a predicted model, not a curated record. The coding region runs from base 1 to 1917 and encodes 638 amino acids. Gene Ontology annotation, molecular function: RNA polymerase II cis-regulatory region sequence-specific DNA binding; DNA-binding transcription factor activity, RNA polymerase II-specific. Gene Ontology annotation, biological process: regulation of transcription by RNA polymerase II.
AUGGAUGAAGACUUAAAUCAACCUUUUGGCUGUCAGAGUGUCCUCUGCAAGGAGCUGCAAACUAAAGGUUGUCAGGAGAGGACAAAAACAAGCCAGGAAAGAGAAGAAAAAGCCAGGGAUGAGCAAGAUAGGGAGGAGAGGGAGGAAGCUAGUCAAGGAGCGCCGCAGGAAGACCAGGAUCGCAAAAAAGUCACUCAGGCAGACCACGAGAGUCCUGAGCACAAGACCACUUCCACCCCAAUGAAGAACGGAAAAAGACAGGAGGACGCGGUGGAGGACAAAGCCCAAGCGGGGAACUCAACUCUGAAAGAGCCCCCCGUUGGACUCGGGCCGACCUGUGACCUGACCGAGCCGCUCUACCUCGGCUGCGGUGGGUCGGCUCUGUACGAAGCCGGACCAGUGGUGCAGUUGUCUAAGAACCAAGUCCUCGUCCGACCCGCCGCAACUAAGAGGCCGCCUACCCCCUCUUUACCCCAAACUGCGGCCCAGCACGGCCUGGAGCCACUUGAGAUCACGCAGGUGUGCGCCACCCGACGCUCCUUCCGCUACGCCGCUCGGGUUCGAGGCCGGGCCCCCUACUUCCCAGAGCUUCGCGGGAUGGAGAGCGUGGAAGGCUGCCCGGUUCCGCCGCCGCCGCCACCACCGCCGCCUAAGAAGAAGACAAGGACGCUUUACAGCAGCUGUCAGUUGAAGCACUUGGAGGCCUUCUUCCAGGAGGACCACUACCCCGACGCGGAAAAGAGGAACGGUAUCGCCGCAUCGGUCGGCGUCACACCUCAGAGGAUUAUGGUUUGGUUCCAGAACCGCCGAGCCAAAUGGCGCAAAGCAGGACGUUUGCAGUCCAAUCAAGUGGAAGGGCAACACGGCAGGGCCAGUUGGAGCCCUGCCCACCUCCUUGCCGUGCCCAACAUGGCAACCACCGCCAGCAGCGAGGUGCCGUCUGCGCCUGUGUUCUCCGUCGGCGCCACGAUGCCAACGCUGGAGACUACGGCGCCGGCUUUCUCCACACACGGCGGGCCCUCCUUCAGCCAGCUGCUGGCGACCAGUCCAGGUCAGUCCAGAAUGAGAGAGCAGCCCGACUUGCGCCCCUGCUCCAUGCACAGCCCUCCCCCACUGAGGCGAGCUAGUUUCCCCCUCCCCCACCUCGCUGCCGCAGCCAACUUCAACCUGGAAACCCCCCCACCGCCACGGCCUCUGUUUGUGGACGACGGAGCCGCCUUGGGCCACCCUCUGCAGACAGACAGCAGUUGUCUGUUGAACUUGGCCGACUAUCUUGCGCCGAGCCAUCAAAGUAGCGCUCAGCUGCCCUUCCAGCUGCAGACCUCGUACCCGCCCGGACAUACGACCUCUGCGUCCCUGCCCACCCAAAUGGCCUUCCUCACCCCUUCCCCCUACCUCACCCCCAACACGGACACCAUGGCCACUUCCUACUUCACAUUUGGCAGCGCGGCAAGCGCCAACUACGUGCAGUCGCAGGGCGGCGGACCGAUCCUGCUCCAGCCCACCGGCCACUGUGGCAUGACGUCCUACCAGCCGUACCCCUGGGCUAAUAUGUACGCCCAGCCUAGCGUUCGCCAGAUCGCUCCCAAUUAUGCGUCCGGAUUUGCUGCCGCUCGGGACCUCCAGGUGCCGCCGUCGUCCUCCUCCGGCGGCGUGCCGCCAUGCUUCUCGCGUCCGUACACGCGCGGCGGCACCACUGCCCUCCCGCCCGUGUCCACCCUGCAGCCGUCCCGCCUCAGGGCAGAGGGCGCGAUGGCAACGAGGGGGGCGGCGGCGGUGGCACCUCUGCUCCCCUCGCAGGCCAGCCCUGGCUCCCUUCACAGCCCUCUGGCGCCUUCUUCUGUCAAGAUUGAGUACGACAGCCUGCGAGUAAUUCACAGCCAGUUCCAGCAAGAGUUGUCCCCCAUUCCCUUUUGAGCCUGUUUGUGUAAUAAUAUAUUUGUGUUUGU